This is a messenger RNA of Schizophyllum commune H4-8, 485 nucleotides long. RefSeq lists its product as uncharacterized. NCBI's taxonomy places the organism in Eukaryota, Fungi, Basidiomycota, Agaricomycetes, Agaricales, Schizophyllaceae. Bases 166 to 459 code for a protein of 97 amino acids. The transcript has 3 exons. The record is from RefSeq and is a predicted model, not a curated record.
CGCGAGCCGGCGUCCGCGCUUCCCUCGCCGGCAUCCCCGCUCCCACCGACGGCGUCAAAGUUCAGUCGGGCGCACCAUGUCCGAAGCUCCGUGUUUCAAGGGCUUGGAGUUUAGAGUUGCCGGCGAGGCGAUGGAAGUUGGUUAUCGAGGGGGAGAGGUGUUGAUAUGCUGAGGAACGUCGUUCGGGAUGUACCAAAGGUCUAUGCUUAUUCCCUUCGCAUUCUCAACGUUUUGAGCCCAAGUGAGCCCGUCGGCAGGCCAGGCUUGUGUCUCUGUCUCGUACCGGGCCCCGGCCGCCUGAUAUCGGCAGUGUUCUUAUUCUUACUGGCUUCGGCCAGUCGUCUCGAGCGCGUCGUUGCAUCGCACGAGUCCCUCUUUCUUUCCCUGCCUUGCGUGAUUUCCCGGGCUUUCUCACUCGCGAUGAGCUUGGAUAAGCAGAAUAUACCAUUUCGUAUGUAGAUCUCGUACUACGAGGGAGGGGUGGA